This is a messenger RNA of Antechinus flavipes (yellow-footed antechinus), 4399 nucleotides long. RefSeq names its product protein-L-isoaspartate (D-aspartate) O-methyltransferase domain containing 1 (gene PCMTD1). The transcript is spliced from 6 exons. Gene Ontology annotation, molecular function: protein-L-isoaspartate (D-aspartate) O-methyltransferase activity. NCBI's taxonomy places the organism in Eukaryota, Metazoa, Chordata, Mammalia, Dasyuromorphia, Dasyuridae. Gene Ontology annotation, biological process: protein modification process. Gene Ontology annotation, cellular component: cytoplasm. The record is from RefSeq and is a predicted model, not a curated record. Bases 814 to 1887 code for a protein of 357 amino acids.
GUGUAUGUUUAAUGUAGGAUUUUAAUCUAGGUCUUUAAUUCUAAGAAUGGUUGUUUUGUUGUUUCUCUAGUAUGCAGGUACAAUUGAAAAAUCAGCAAUCAUCUAUUAAGUAUAUCAAGUGCCUACCAGAUACUAUUCUUGGUGGGAAUGCAAAGUCAAAAAUUCCCUGUCCUCAAGAAGCUUAUAUUUUAUGAGGUUGACAACUUGUAUAUAUUUAUGUACAAAAAUACAGGUGAUUUUGAAGGAGGCACUCAUUAUUAGCAACUACGAUGGGUUAAGAAAGUAAAACUCUUAACAUGCCUCUUUGAAGGAAAUGGUGAUUCUGUGAGUUGAGGGAGUACAUUCCUUGUAUGUGGGAUAGAUAAGUCUUUGCGAAGACAAAUGAAACAAGACAUUGUGUUUAGAGUAACAUUUAGAAGGCCAGUUUGGCUAGAUUAUGAAGGGAAGUAAUAUGUAAUAAGCCUAGUAAGGUAAGUUGGAGCUGUGUUGUAAAGGGUUUUAUGGGUAAAAAAAGAAAUUGUAUUUGAUUCAAAUUUAAUAGAAUGCUGUGGAAGUUUAUUGAGUGACAUGGUGAGGCCUGUGUUUUCAUAAUAUUACAGCCAUGUGGAGAGGAGAUUGGAAAUCUAAUUGGGAAUCCAUUGUUUUUGGGCCAGCAGCCUGAUUAGAAGAAGCAACUUUAAAUAUUCAGGUUUAACUCUUUUUUGAGAUUUAAUGCUUUUUUUGAACAAAAAACCAAUCAAGUCCCUCUAUAUUAGCUUUUUGGAUAUAUUCUGUUAAUGUUUUUCAAAUUAUUAAUUUAAUGUGAAAAUCAUCAUGGGAGGAGCUGUGAGUGCUGGUGAAGAUAACGAUGAUUUAAUUGACAACUUAAAAGAAGCUCACUACAUACGUACUGAAAGAGUGGAGCAAGCAUUCAGAGCAAUUGAUCGAGGGGAUUACUAUUUGGAAGGCUACAGGGACAGUGCUUAUAAAGACUUAGCUUGGAAGCAUGGAAACAUUCAUUUAUCAGCACCUUGCAUUUAUUCUGAAGUAAUGGAGGCCUUGAAACUUCAACCAGGAUUGUCUUUUCUUAACCUGGGAAGUGGAACCGGAUAUUUGAGUACAAUGGUGGGCUUAAUUUUAGGUCCUUUUGGAAUAAAUCAUGGAAUUGAGCUUCACUCAGAUGUGGUGGAUUAUGCCAAGGAAAAACUCGAGAGCUUCAUCAAAAAUAGUGAUAGCUUUGAUAAAUUUGAGUUUUGUGAACCAGCAUUUGUGGUUGGCAACUGCCUUGAAAUAGCAUCUGAUAGCCAUCAGUAUGACCGGAUUUAUUGUGGAGCUGGUGUCCAGAAAGACCAUGAAAACUACAUGAAAAUAUUACUGAAAGUGGGAGGCAUUCUAGUCAUGCCUAUAGAAGAUCAGUUAACUCAGAUUAUGCGAACUGGACAGAAUACUUGGGAAAGCAAAAACAUCCUUGCUGUUUCAUUUGCUCCAUUAAUACAACCAAACAGGAAUGAUAAUAGCAAACCAGAUUCAGUGGGAUUGCCCCCAUGUGCUGUCAGGAAUCUACAAGACUUGGCUAGGAUUUAUAUUCGGCGCACACUUAGAAACUUCAUAAAUGAUGAGAUGCAAGCCAAAGGUAUUUCUCAGAAGGCCCCUCCCAAGAGAAAAAGAAAAAGAGUUAAACAAAGAAUUAACACAUAUGUAUUUGUGGGCAAUCAACUUAUCCCUCAGACUCUAGAUAGUGAGGAUGAGGAAAAAAUGGAAGAAGACCACAAAGAAGAGGAAGAGAAGGACAACAAUGAAGCCUUGAAACCAGAGGAACCCCCUCAGAAUCUAUUACGAGAGAAAAUCAUGAGACUACCCCUACCUGAGUCUUUAAAAGCAUACUUGACAUACUUUAGGGAUAAAUAACUCAUAAGAAGUAGAAAGGAUGCCUGACAAUUCCUUUAUUCUUGAAAAUGUAGCAUUUGUUAUAAAUAGAUCAACAGAUACAAUUAUGUUUUUCACUGAGACAGAAUUACAAUGAAAAAGCAUAGCUAAUUUGUGUCUUGUAAUAAGGAAGACUUAGAUUUAACAGUGAUGAAAGUCCCUUUUAUAAAAUCUAUUUUUCUUUAAAUUUUGAAAAAUACUGUUUUAACCAAGAGAGAGUGCAAACUAAUCAAGGUGGAUGGGAAAAAAAAUCUUACUGAUUUGUAUUGGGUAAAGGAUAAAUGAAAUUUUAUAUUUGGUUAAGUAGAUGAUGUGUUUAUGUGUUCUGAUUUGAAUGGUUAUUAUUGGCAUUUUUUCCUAGGAAAGAUUUUAAAACAUGAAGACCUACUUCUAAUAAUGACAGUAAACUCUUUGUAGACUAUUUACUAUACUUUAUUGCAAUCACUAUUGCUGGGUUGUUAUAGAUAUAUUAUGGGUAAUACAUAAGUGCAAUAAUUGAGUACAGAUACUGAAUAAAGUGGCUUUAAUAAAAAUGCUAUGUCUCUGGUAAUCAGACAGCCCUGCUACUUUGGCAUUUGUAGCUACUGCCAAAAGGUUUAGGGGAUGGGAAAUUACUGUUUCUCUCAUAGAGACAAUUAAAGGCACAUCAUGGUAAUAUUAAGGCAAAUAUAUAGUUAAUAUAGCUGUUUGUAUGAAUGUGCUAUGGUUUCAUUCUAAAUGUGGAGAUCCAGUUUUGGGAAUUUUAAAAGAUCAUAUUGAGGGUUUUUUUUUUUUUUUUUUUUUGUACUUCAUGGUAUGGUUAUUACACAUUUGGCAAAAAAAUUAUUGAUCCUACAUUUAAAAUAUGAAUAUAGACUAGGAAAUGGAAGCAUUAGCUAAUCUUUGUUGGAUCAUUGUAUUAGCAGGGCUAUUAGGUUUGUUAAGCAGAUGCACUUUAGUAAGUGGAACUUAAACUUCUGAAUAUUUUUCUUUUAUGAGAUAGGACUGUGUAGGCAUAUAUAUGCUUUUGGACAGAACUUUCAAGGAUAAACAAUUUUCACAGAUUUUAAUCAAUUUUUUUUUUUUUUUUUUUGCUUUUCUGCCUGUGCAUGUGUGUGUGCCUAUGCGUGUGCGUGCGUGCGUGUGUGUGUAUGUGUGUGUGUGUGUGUGUAUGUAUACAUGCAUGCAUGCGCACUUAAGGCGUAAGAGUCAUAGGAUAACUUGGGACCUAUCAUAUGCUCAUUGGACUCCUUUCCUUUUAUUCUUUUUAUUUGUUUGGAAAAGUUAUUGGUAUUUUCACUUUAGCUUUAUGGGUUGCUUUUUUUUUUUUUUUUAAUUUUUAAGCCUGCCUAAUGUUUGAAUCUUAGUUGUAGCAUAUCAGUGACAGACUAGUUAGAAAAUUGAAUAAAAUGUUUGUAAAAGCCACUAUGAACAGAAAUAUUUUGUGUAUUGGGCCCAAUGGAAGUCAUUCCUUAGCAAGAAAACUUGCAUGUAAAGUAAUUACUACUGAAAUAAUAGUAUUAUAUCAAUUAUAUUUGUUAAAUAAUUAAACAUAGUACAUUGCCCUGUUAUUAUUACCAGCAGCAUCACAAUUAAUAUGUAGUGUAUUUUCUCAAGGAAACUAGCCAAUAUGAACAUGGUAUAACAGGUUUAUUAUCUGCCUAUGAAGAUUCAAACAUUAGUGGUAACACAUAAAUAUACAAAUUUAGCUCUACUGUACAUAAUCUAAAAUUAAGUAUGUAGAGUAUUUUGUUUCACUUUCUUACAUCACUAGUUUCACUUAUUAUGUAAAUUGAGUGUCUUAGUGAUACUUAAAGUAAUUUCCUAAAAGGUCAGUCUGUAUUUUGUAUCUUUGAGGGAAUAGAGAUUUUCAUGGUCUUUCAACAAAAUAGAAUAAACUAUAACUGCUAUUGGAAAAUAAUCUAGUAAAUUUCAUUUACUGGAAUAUUACACUUGUAUUUUUUUUUUAAACAGUUGCAUUUAAAAGUUUUUAUAAGCAAUAGUAUUAGGGUCAAUUUUGAAAUAUUAGUUUACCAGGAGUGUUUGUCUUUUGAUUUGGAUAUUUUGUUUCUGAUAAAAUUUAAUCUUAACUUCCAGUUGCCCACCUAUUUUCUAGCUGAUGUGGGAAAAUUUACAUUUUGUUCCUUAACUUUCUUUUGGAGCCUGAAGCCAAUAUAUAAAAAUACAAAGAUGUUCAUUUUAAUGAUUCACUUCUUUAAGAAGAAAGCUUUCUCAUAGAAUGCAUGUGAAGACAGACUUUUUCAUUGCAUUUCAUUCUCUCCUAUACUUGAUAAGAUGGAUAAUAGAUAAGCAAGAUUACUCAGUGUUUAAUCUUUGUCAUUGAAAUGUUUUUUUUUUUCCUUUUUUGGUUUUGUUUUUAAAGGUGCAUUCAUUUUACAUUUGCGAAUUUAUUAUUGCCUUUAAAUAAAGACUUAGAAAAACAAUAUUAAAAUGAGAUUUUGCAUUUGUUAAUAGAGACAGAUUAUAAUAAAUAAAACUUGUGGUUUGUGCUUAA